AUGGAUAAAGUACUGACGCUUGAAACUAUCAAUCCCAAUAUGAUAAAAAUCGAAUAUGCGGUACGUGGGCCAAUCGUGGAACGUGCUCUUCAAAUCGAAAAAGAACUCAAGAAUGGUGAUAAAAAAUCCUUCAAUGAAGUUGUCAAGUGUAAUAUUGGUGACUGUCACGCAACUGGCCAAAGGUUUAUAACGUUCGUACGUCAAGUCACUGCUCUGGCAACUUUUCCCCAUCUCCUCGAAGAGAAGAGUUUUCCAGAGGAUGCAAAAUCAAGAGCUAAGGAUUUGUUAACAGCUUGUUCUGGUUCUAGUGUCGGUUCCUACAGUCACUCUCUGGGGCUGGAGUUAGUUCGUAAAGAUGUAGCAAAGUAUAUACAUCAACGCGAUGGUAUUGAGUCUAACUGGGAGAAUAUUUUUCUAGCUUGCGGGGCUACGGAGGCUGUCAAGAUGUUACUGGAAAUGAUAUCCACAACCGGUCGAGGCAGUGAACGCGCAGGUGUUAUGAUUCCAAUACCACAAUAUCCUUUGUAUUCAGCUACGAAUUCCGAAUACAAUAACUUUCAGAUUAACUACUACUUAGAUGAAAGUGACAACUGGUCCUUAUCUGCUGAUGAAUUGAAACGAGCACUAACGAGCGUCAAAGGACAGUGUAUACCGAAAGCCAUAGUUAUAAUUAAUCCAGGAAAUCCAACGGGUCAAGUACUUCCGCAAAAAUGUAUGGAAGAUAUUAUUAAAUUUGCAGUUGAUAACCGACUGAUUUUGAUAGCUGAUGAAGUUUACCAGCAAAAUGUUUACCAGCCGGACAAAUAUCCAUGGGAAAAUUGGAAUUGGCCUCACUCAUGUCCUGUAGCAAAGGUUACAUGGGAGAAUGUGGAUAUCGCGGUGGAUAUUGUGAAUUAUUAA
Molecule: messenger RNA, 900 nt
Organism: Schistosoma mattheei
Lineage: Eukaryota; Metazoa; Platyhelminthes; Trematoda; Strigeidida; Schistosomatidae
Source: the annotation of a GenBank genome assembly